Molecule: messenger RNA, 453 nt
Organism: Rotaria sp. Silwood2
Lineage: Eukaryota; Metazoa; Rotifera; Eurotatoria; Philodinida; Philodinidae
Source: the annotation of a GenBank genome assembly
AUGGCCUAUAUUGUUCAAGGUAGUUCAUCACCAGUUGCUGGUGUUGAACCACAUCGUGCUAUACAUCCAAAUUCGUUGUAUCUAACAUUUCGUUUUCAUUGUACAACAGAAGAACGUGCACGUCAAGUUGCUGAGAGAUUGUUCAACGGUGAUUAUGAAAUUGAAAUUGCUUUUUAUUUUGGUGGUAUACGUGAAGGACAUGUGAACUUCGUCUCAAUUACAGGUGAUCAACUGAAGAGUGUUUUGAGUAAAACAACAGCUGACGGUGGUAAUACUAAUGCAACAUAUAUUCAUCGUAAUCAAGCAUCAAAAUAUGUUGGUCGUUAUGUUGUUAAUGUUAAUAAGAUGAUGUACAUUGAAAAUCCAAAUGCAAAUCUAUCACAAAUGACUGACGGUUUAGAUGAACAAUUCGCUGGGCUGUUACAACAAGGUAAUAAAACAGUGUUUCCAUAG